Molecule: messenger RNA, 2742 nt
Organism: Fundulus heteroclitus (mummichog)
Lineage: Eukaryota; Metazoa; Chordata; Actinopteri; Cyprinodontiformes; Fundulidae
Gene: tmbim1a
Product: transmembrane BAX inhibitor motif containing 1a
Exons: 12
Coding region: 171-1187 (338 amino acids)
Biological process (GO): negative regulation of apoptotic signaling pathway
Cellular component (GO): membrane; Golgi apparatus; endoplasmic reticulum
Source: RefSeq, a predicted model, not a curated record
UUUCUCUCUUUCUCUCUCACAGUUCGUGGAAAACUUCGCUGCUGUCACACAUCGCCUCUAUCCUGCUCCGCGGAGGUUAUACAAGCUUCCAGCCUUUUCAGAGCACCGGGAGUGGCUGAAGUGUCGUCGGGGAUAUUGAGAAGCAGCCGGACGGCUCAGAAAUCGGCGCCAUGUCCAAGUCAGACUUCCCUCCAGAGUAUGAGGACUCCCGUGGUCCGCUGUACGCGCCUCAGGGCGGCGGCUACCCUCCUCCUCCAGCAUACGGCUUCCCGUCCUUCGGUGGUCCGCAACCAGGCCAGCCCUUUGCUCCCUACCCAAGCGGUCCAAACGCCCCUCUCUACCCGGGCCAGCCAGCGGGGUAUCCUCCCGCGCCGUACCCAGGACAGCCUCACCAUGCAGGACCCCCAGGAGCAGGCUACCCCUCCCCGCCACCCAUGCCUCCAAUCAUCCCGCCCACCAUACCAUCAGGGGUUCUGAACUCAGAUGAGGAGUUCGCUGCCAGCGGCAGCAACUGGGACGACCUGAGCAUUCGGCACGCCUUCAUCAGAAAGGUUUACAUGAUUCUGGCCUCCCAGCUCCUGGUCACUACCAGCAUUGUUGCCAUUUUCACCUUCGUAGAGCCGGUCCGAGACUUUGUACGGAAAAACCAGGCUGUGUACUGGGCAUCAUAUGCUGUAUAUUUCAUCACCCACCUUGUGCUGGUUUGCUGUAAGGGCCCACGGAGGAAGUUCCCAUGGAACUUGAUUCUGCUGCUGGUCUUCACCCUGGCGUUGUCUUACAUGACAGGGACCAUCUCAAGUUUCUAUGACACAAAAUCCGUGUUUCUGGCUCUGGGAAUCACUGCUGUUGUGUGCAUCGCCGUCACGGUCUUCUGCUUCCAGACAAAGGUGGACUUUACAAAGUGCCAGGGCCUGUUCUGCGUCCUCGGGAUUGUUACCUUUGUGACCGGCAUCAUCACAGCCAUCGUGCUUUCCUUCAAAUAUAUCCUGUGGCUUCACAUGCUGUACGCAGCGAUAGGAGCCAUCGUCUUCACCAUGUUCCUGGCGUACCACACACAGCUCCUGAUAGGAAACAGGAAGCACUCCAUCGGUCCGGAGGAGUACGUCUUCGCCGCGCUCUCCAUCUACGUGGACAUCGUCCAGAUCUUCCUGUUCCUGCUGCAGAUUAUUGGAGCUUCCUCCAAAUGAGGCUGCCCAAGUGCACGCCGUGUCGGAUGGGCGCUGGAAAGCAAAACCUGCAAAACCUUCUUUUUUUUCUUUUUUUUUCUUCCAGAUUUAAAUUUUGGGGGAAAUUGUUCUAGCAUUUAUCUUUUUAAGAUGUAUAAAACCAAUCCAGGGAACGAGUGAAAUGGCUGAAUUUGAUUUUGUUUGUAGGGCUAUACAUAAAAAUACUUUUAUACUUGUAAUAUACGUAUUUAUACUACAAUAUAUGCUUCAUCUACAAGUUAUGCACAUCCCUGUUUAAAUGCCAAGUUCUUAUGAAGUGGGGGGAAAAAAAGGAGUAUCUUACCAGAUCCUUUCAAACCUUUAAUAUGACAUAUAUGCUGUACAACCUCAUCUGUUUGGGUUAAAAUUAUUUUAAAAAUUCAAGAGGCGUAGUAAUUAGACCAAUUUUGUUGGAGGACUUUGUGAUUUACCUUCAGCAUUCAGUCUUUUGUAGACGUUUGUCACAGCCAUCAUCAGGUGAUGAGAAAAAAACUCAACCCCCCUCUUCAUCUCUAGUUUUCUAGCUGACACCUGAAGGUUCGGUGUCAGGAACCAGCUGAUGUUGUGAAUUUGCUCAAGACUUUAUUAAAAAACCUCGUCUCCAUCUGAAGAAAAGGAGAACCCCAGAGCGAUCCUGCCACCGCUGCAUUUCACUGUGGCUCUAGUGUAUUUCUGCUGAUCAGGUUUUUGUUGUUUAUCUGCCUUCUUGGAGUUGAGGCCAAAUGCUGGACUCUAGUUUCAUCAGAUUAUGAAACAGUCUGCAGAUGAUUUUGGGAAUGCUAUCUUGCCUUCCCCCCCCCCCCCACCCCCUUGCUAGUUCAGACAUGCAGAGGACACAGGACAUCUAGAAGUACUUCAGGAUUACUGCCAGGGUGAACAUCCAGUUUUUGGACAGCUGCUGUUUAUUUCAGACGCCUCAGAUUGCAGCUUCCUUAUUUUUCACGUCAGCCUCUUAGAGAUUUUCCUUGUUUUUCAGAUGAAUUGCACAGGAUACGUGUUUCAUACAAAGUGGGAUAAAAGUCUGAAACGAUUUAUCAUGAUCUCAUAUUUUUUGAUCCCAAAAGCCUGGCGUUUUAACAGGGGUGUGCACACUUGAGAUCCACUGUAGAUAUGUACUGCACUUUUUCUUGGAAACUAUUUAAGGCUCAAACGGUGCUAAUUUAGCAAGGCUCCCUUUAUAGUCACACCACCUGUAUCAUAUCGUAGUUUUUCUCCAAAGAAAGGUAGGAUUUUGUACUACUGUGGCUGUUUGUUUCCCUGCCCUGUCAGAUUGGAGACGGUCUGAGUCAGCAGGGUGGAGUUCAGACGCAGCUUCAGAAAUGUUUCAGUGGGAGUGUCCAAAAGCUCCUGAUUUACCAAGCCGCUCCUCCGGAGGUUUAAACAUGCCAGGCAAAAGUUGCACGUAAUGAUUUUAUUAAAGCAACAGUGUCAAGCAUUGAGCAUGUAAAGCCCAUCUAGCUGUUGUUAGGUAACAGAUUUUUAUUACAGAAAACAAUCGGUUUUCAUUGUCAUAUAAAAUAAAUUGUUUCCUAUCUGA